UCGUGUUAAGCACCGGCUCCCGGUCUCGGGUCGCUCUCCGCUGGUCACAGUCAGAGACCCCGGUGAGCACCCGCGGGGCGUGGAGGAAGCGGGCCGCACACGCACACUAUCGAUGAACGUCCUUUCUGGUCUGGAAAGGUGAUUGGAACUUCCCACCGCUGUGGUUCGCACGGGAGUGGAAAUUGGGGUGGAGUUGCCGCACUGCGGUUUCCUGGGACAGCCAUCUGCUUCAGCCCGGGGAACCUCAGCCCAGGCCAGAGGAACGACUCCCGACUCCACGGCUUGCAGCCAUGACUGCUAAGGUUAAGGACCAUCCACCACUGUGGGGCUUUGGAACAACAAAAACAUUUAAAAUUCCCAUCGAACAUUUGGAUUUCAAGUAUAUUGAAAACUGUUCAGAUGUGAAACAGCUGGAAAAAAUUCUUUGUGUGCUAAGGUCUGGUGAAGAAGGCUAUUAUCCUGAACUCACAGAAUUUUGCGAGAAGCGCCUCACCGGCUUGGCUCCCAGAAGUCGAGCUCUGAGGAAGGACAAGCCUGCAGCCACAGCCUCCAGCUUCCCAGCAGAAGAGUGGGAAAAAAUCGACAGCGAUCUAAAGAGUUGGGUAUCAGAAAUCAAAAGAGAGGAAGACACACGACACUUCCAUGACCCUGAAAAACAUCCGGGAGUGGAAGAUCCUCUGCCCCCUGUUCGUGGCUCCAACAGCUGUCCUCACGGCGGCAAGGAAACAUCUUCUAAAAGUAAGACAGCUAAGAAGAGGAUUCCAAGGGAUUAUGCAGAGUGGGAUAAAUUUGAUGUGGAAAAAGAGUGUUCAAAGAUUGAUGAGGAUUACAAAGAGAAGACUGUCAUAAACAACAAAGCUCAUUUGUCUAAAAUUGAGACGAAAAUAGACACAGCAGGUCUGACUGAGAAGGAAAAGAAUUUUCUUGCCAACCGUGAAAAGGGGAAAGGGAACGAGGCGUUCUACUCAGGAGACUACGAAGAGGCUGUGAUGUAUUACACCAGGAGCUUAUCCGCUCUUCCCACUGCGACUGCCUACAACAAUCGUGCUCAGGCGGAAAUCAAGCUGCAGAGAUGGAGCAGUGCUCUUGAAGACUGCGAGAAGGCCUUGGAGCUGGAGCCUGGAAACAUAAAAGCUCUCCUGAGACGCGCCACCACAUAUAAACAUCAAAACAAGUUCCUGGAGGCCGUGGACGACCUGAGAAAGGUGCUGCAGGCGGAGCCUGACAACGACCUGGCCAAGAAAACCUUAUCAGAGGUUGAAAGAGAGCUGAAGAAUUCAGAGCCUGCCUCUGAGCUCCAAACCAAAGGGAAGAGGAUGGUUAUUGAGGAAGUCGAAAACUCGGGAGAUGAAGGUGGGAAGGGAGACGGAGAUGAUCAUGAAAAUGACAGCGUGGAUAUGGCGGCCAUGGGCAACAUCCAGAAGAAGCUGAUGGUCCGGAGCGAGGGUGGCAGGCGGUCGCGGCGGGCCCGGACACCGGUGCCCCGAGCGGAGCAGCAGGGAGGCCAGCCAGAGACAGCGACGGCCAGUAUCAGCGACAACCACGACCCGGAGCAGCGGCGAGCCGCAGACAGUCCCGGCGACCUCAAGAGCCGCGGCAAUGAGCUGUUCCGCGGUGGGCAAUUCUCGGAGGCAGCCGCGCAGUACUCAGCGGCGAUAGCGCAGCUGGAACCCACAGGAAGUGAAAAUGCUGACGAGCUAAGCAUCUUGUAUUCAAAUAGAGCGGCAUGCUACCUCAAAGAAGGAAACUGCAGGGGCUGCAUCCAGGACUGUGACAGGGCUCUGGAACUUCAUCCGUUCUCAGUGAAGCCUCUUCUGCGGCGAGCGAUGGCCUAUGAGACCUUAGAGCAGUACAGGAGCGCGUAUGUGGACUAUGUAACAGUGCUGAAGAUAGACUGUAGGAUCCAGCUGGCCAGCGACAGCGUUAACAGAAUAACAAGAAUCUUAACAGAGCUAGAUGGACCAAAAUGGCGGGAGAGACUGCCCCCCAUCCCGGCUGUGCCUGCAUCUGAGUCUCUGAGAGUUUGGCACCCUGCUGCUGAGACCCCAGACCAAGAUCCGUGUCCCAACAGCUGCACGCCCAGCAUCACAGAUGAAAAAAUGUUUCAAGCCCUUAAGGAAGAAGGAAAUCAACUUGUAAAGGACAAAAACUAUAAAGACGCCAUUAGUAAAUACAAUGAAUGCUUAAAGAUUAACAGCAAGGCAUGUGCCAUCUAUACAAACAGGGCUCUCUGUUACUUGAAGCUGGGACAGUUUGAAGAGGCAAAGCUGGACUGUGACAAGGCGCUUCAGAUAGACAGCAAGAAUGUGAAAGCCUCUUACAGACUCGAGCUCGCCCAGAAAGGACUCGAGAAUUGCCGGGAAAGAGUGGCGGAUCCCAGUCAGGUUGUCCUCCUAAGCCCAGAUUCCAGUGAAGCAGCCAGGCACCUGGACACUAAGAAUGACACAGCACCUCCCAGCAGAGAGAGGGAGAGGAGGAGAAUUGAAAUCCAAGAGGUGGAUGACAGCAGUGAUGAGGAACCUGAGCGACCCACAGAGGCCUCUGCCGUGGAAGACGGAUGGUCUGCAGAACAAGCCGGGAAGAUGGAGGUCUGCAAGCCUAGGAAUGCCUAUGAGUUCGGGCAGCUCCUGACCACUAUCAGCGCCAGGAAAGACGAAGAGGCCUGUGCACAGCUUUUAGCCCUCACUGCUUCCCAAGACCUGCCUGUGUUGCUAAGUAACAAACUGGAAGGGGACAUGUUCCUCCUCAUCAUGCAGUCACUGAAAAGUCACCUUGUGGCCAAGGACCCCUCACUGGUGUAUAAGCAUCUCCUGUAUCUGAGCAAAGCAGAGAGGUUUGAGAUGAUGCUGGCACUGACUAGCAAAGACCAAAAGGAGCAGAUGGCGCAGCUGUUUGAUGGCCUGUCAGACGCGCAGGCUGACUGUCUCACGGCAGAGGAUAUACAGGCCCUAAGAAGGCAGUAUGUGCUUUAACUCGGGUGCUGAGUUCAAAGCAGUCUCUGAUGGAGUUGCAUGGGUAAAGCCACACCCAGAAGGACCCAUUUGGACAUCAGACGUUAUACUUAUUUUUGUAUCCAGAACAUGUAUAUUCUACAAUCUGAUUCUUAUUUAUUGUAAAUAUUCUCUUCUGUACUAGAGCCAAUACCUUUAUAUUUAAUAACUAUAUUCGGAACUUGGCAAACACUCUAAUUUAUAAAACAUUUUCUUUUAAUGACCUACCCAUAAAAACUUAAACACGUUCUUCGUUGUGGCAAUUCUUUCAGGUUUGACAGGAACCCAGGUCUUCCGUUCUUUAAAAGCAAAUGUUAGUACUGAUAACUCCAUCACUUUCUACCCACUCAGAUGCACAAAAUCUACUUUAGAGAUUGAAACAACACUUGCAUCUUUGAGGUCAUUAUUAGUUUAUUAACUUAGAGCCCUGAGGGAGUUAUUUUUUUCUAAUAUUUUUACUGUGACUUUCUUCUCGUUUGUAAACCUUUCACCCUACCUUUGUAUUUGAAUUGCCACCCUAGCCAAUAGUCGCCAUUCACACGCCCCCCCCCCAAAUCUGUUUUCUGCUUGGUUUCUUUACUGUAACAAGUGAGAAGUCACUGGAUGUUCCCUUUUCUGGGUUAAAGGUAUUCCCUAUGCAAUAAACAAACAUCCAAGUCUUAAUUUAUUUAA
Messenger RNA from Rattus rattus (black rat), 3662 nucleotides. It is a transcript of the gene Spag1, whose product is annotated as sperm associated antigen 1. The coding region runs from base 291 to 2972 and encodes 893 amino acids. Gene Ontology annotation, cellular component: mitochondrion; cytosol. Lineage: Eukaryota; Metazoa; Chordata; Mammalia; Rodentia; Muridae. The record is from RefSeq and is a predicted model, not a curated record. Gene Ontology annotation, molecular function: heat shock protein binding. The transcript has 19 exons.